Molecule: messenger RNA, 4094 nt
Organism: Petromyzon marinus (sea lamprey)
Lineage: Eukaryota; Metazoa; Chordata; Hyperoartia; Petromyzontiformes; Petromyzontidae
Product: cyclic AMP-responsive element-binding protein 5-like
Biological process (GO): regulation of DNA-templated transcription
Molecular function (GO): DNA-binding transcription factor activity; DNA binding
Source: RefSeq, a predicted model, not a curated record
ACGCAGCAGCAGCAGCAGCAACUCAGCCAGAAAGAGCAAGGCACGCGCGCGUGUGGUGCUGCUGCGCAGGGUGUAGAAAGCGAACGGACGAAGAGAGCGAGAGAGGCAAAACGAGAGAGAGAGUAGAGGGGGGAGAGGGGGAGGGAGUGGAGAGGAGGGGGGGCUAAUCUGCAGUUGAAGCAAAGCCUUAUGGGAUUACAUCAGCCUCUUGUUCCACAGCCAGUAAGGAAGGAUGUGAGAGGGAGGGAUUGUUUAAGUGAUGUUUUUCACUGCUUAACUUUUUUAAUUCCACCUCCCUCCCCCCAAUCCCUGCCGACCGGCACACACAGAGUUUGUCGCCGGGAGGUCUCUGGCUGCUGCUCUCUCAGUCUUGCCAUCACCACCAUCACCACUAGCAGCAGCAGCAGCGGCAACAGCUUACACACAUAGUGGGGUUAGGGAGGGGGGGAUGGUUGUGAAACAGUUUAAAGUAUAUGGUGUUUAAAAAAAACCAAAGGCAUAUUCCAAGUCGGAGUACAUCAAACUGUGGCCGACUGCCUCGGUGCUUUAAUGUUGGCUACAAAGUUGUGGGGUCCAAUUGUUGUUAUUGUUUGCUGCGUGUGUUGUUUUAACUGCGAGAAGAUCGUAUAUACAACAACAACCAAAACAAACACCCUCCCCAUCGCGAGAAAAAGACGCGACUUGUUGUCAAGUUAUUAACAGAUUCUCCACCAAAGUAAGGCUGAGUGCGGCAUGGAUUACAGCCACAGCCCAGUGCCGGGCUCCCUGCCGGGGUACAUGCACCUCCCCAACAGCCAGCCCAUGGGCGGCGGGGGCGGCGGUGGCGCGCCAGCUUCGGUGCACGCGGUCCACAGCAGCCCCGCCAUGCCUCCGCACCACUCCAUGCACAUGAACCGAGGAGUGGGGAUGAUGCAGAACGUGCCGGGGAUGCACGGCGCCCACAUGAACUCUGCCUGCCCGCCAACCCCUCCGCACAACCACUCCGAGGCCAAGAUGAGGCUCAAAGCUUGCCUGAGUCAGCAGCAGCCGCCUCCGCACCUGCCAAACGGAACCAUGGGAAUGAUGGCACCGGGCAUGGCCGUGUGUGGGCAAACACAGCCUCUACAUCACCAGCCCCACGUGGCUCAUCCUGCCCAGCACCACCACCACCCGCACCACAACCACCACCACCACCAACCUCCGCACCUCCCCCAUCACCAGCAGCAGCACCACCACCACCAGCAGCAGCAGCAGCACCACCAUCAUCACAACCCCCACCACCAGCAGCACGGGCCCACGAUGCAGCAGCUGCCACUCGUGGCGACGCCGCAGCCUGGCGGCGGCGGCGGCGGCGGCGGGCGGAGACGGAGGGCCCUGGACGAGGACCCCGACGAGAGGAGACGCAAGUUCCUCGAGCGCAACCGCGCCGCCGCCACUCGCUGCCGCCUCAAGCGCAAGGCGUGGGUGGGCUCGCUGGAGAAGAAGGCCGAGGAGCUGACGCAGACCAACAUGCAGCUGCAGAACGAGGUGGCCCUGUUAAGAAAUGAGGUUUCCCAGCUGAAGCAGCUGUUGAUGGCGCACAAGGACUGUCCUGUCAGUAACAUGAAAAAAGCACAGGGCUAUCACGAAGACGAAAGCCCCACGGAGGAGCAGGCGAGUUGCUCGCAGCAGCAGGUGAUUCAGCACGUGUCCUCCAACUCCCUGUCCUCCGCGUUGACGCAGCUCGGCAACCCCAGGACAGAGCUGGCUCGCAUCGGCCAAUCGCAGCUCGGCAUGAGCGUCGUUUCGCAGGGCAUGACCCUGACCAGCUGACUCGGGCCUGCCUCUGUUGAUUUGCCCUUCGAGUAAGCGACCAAGCGGUGCGGAAAGAACCGUAGGCAACGAUUUUAUAUUGAAAAGAAAAUUAAGUUUAUAUUAAUGUACGUGCGUGAACGCAUAUAGUAUAUCACACAUACGCACGCACGCGCACAAGCUGCAAAAACGAUAAACGGCUGGCCAUUCGCCGCCAUGCCACUGUGGCGUCGCCACGGCGUUCGUGCCAGGCUAAGUGCACUUCGGAGGCCCUCACGUGAAUUGUUGAAGACUCGUCGGCAGGAGGUCAAUGGACAGGCCCGCGUGUUGUGGGUCGACCGACGUGCCAGGCUAGGUGUGGAGUUGGUUGUGUUAAUGGUUUGACCGACUGCGGCGACUGGUACAUGUGCUCCCCCGUGUGCCACACAGUAUAUACACUGUGUGUACAUACAUGUGUGCAGUGGUUGGUUCACGUGACCCCCUCCCUCACCAAGCACCACCCUGCAGCCACUCGUGGCCGCUACCAUUCAACGUAACAAUCACUUAAAUCAGAAUCUGUAUUUAUGGUGGACGAAUCUAAUGAACUACCAAGCUCUUUCUCACACAUGUCCACAGUUGGGGGUGGGUCAGAAAGUUACAAACAAUUAAAAAAAACCGAUAGAGAUGAAAAGUAUAGAAAAAGGUAAGCAAAUGACUAAAAAUAAAUACGUAAAAUAGAUAAAGUGUACAAGUUCAAAUUGCAUAAGAACACCGAUACCCAAGGUUGCGCAAGGCAGCAACAUCACAGCAAAGCAGUCCCAGACCAAACCAAGACGGACACACAGUAGACGACCCUCAAUGGAGUUGCUUGUUAAAAAAAUGUAACUCUCGCUACCAUGGAUUAAUGACGUCGCUCGCACAACGCAAAAAAACACAAACGUUCAAAUUGCACUUGACACUGGAUUUUUUUGUUUAUUUUAUUUUGAAAAUGUCGCAGAAAGGGCCCAGCCGGCUACGACGGCGUGUCCAUUCCACCCAGGCAAAGUGCCCCAAAGCUUCGCUCGCGAAAGUUGUCUCAACGGAAUAAGUCGUCGUGAUGAACGCGCCCCGACGUUAUUGUUACGAUUCGCGUUUGAUUUUUUGGGUCCGAUCACGCCGCGUGCCGGAUAGUGUGUGUGUGUGUGAUACAUGUUCCUCCCACCCCGACACAGCCAAUUAACCCUUUCCCUCCGCCGUUCCGAGACUGUCUGCAAGUUGCAGCGUGGGCGAGGGGGGGGGGGGUCCUCGUUCACCGCUGAAUCUCGGAACGCGCGAGCGGUUAAGCGUUAAUUUUAUUUGGAGCAGCAGCGUGGCGUGGUUUUUACAGACGUUGUACUGUACUCACCGCACAGAACCGCAGCGACACGACCGCAGCACUAUACGAUAGCUGGCGACACAACUGUGCCAAACUGUCUCCCCCCCCCCCCCCCCCGCAUGGCCUUGUGGGAGCAUCGGUACCAAUAAAGUUUUCGUUUCCCCCCCCCCCCAACCAAUGUCGUUUCUAUGACGUACACGUACGUGAAGGGGUUAAGUCGGGGGAGCAUCGGUACCAAUAAAGUUUUCGUUUCGCCCCCCCCAUCCCCCAAUGUCGUUUCUAUGACGUACACGUAACGUGAACACAAGUGCCAAUGUAUUGCCGCUGUGGAUCGUGCUCCCAACGCCCAUCAACUUUGCUGCCAACGCCCAACUAUUAAGUGCGGCACUUUCAACUCACGUCGACGACUUUUAUUUAAAAUCGGCUGUGGUCAGCCGGGUGGAGGAGGGUGUGACAACACAGUGCUUGCGCGAACCGACCCAAAGGUUUGGCGACGGAAUCGUAAUAUUGGUCACGAAAGCUCGCGCGUUAAAUUUGUCUAUUUUUGGUGGUUUAUUUUUUAGCACUUUUUUUACCGUGUUAUAUUUUAGGACUCUAUGGUACUCUGGUAUACGGAUCGUAACUCUUAUACGGCUGAGAGGCAUUAGUGAUAAACUAUGAAGAAAACCAUAGUUGACAUGCAAUAGAUUCAUUUGUGCGAGUUGGACUUUUAGCUUUUAUACCCUUGCUCAUGGUAUAAACUCUUGAACUAUCGCUCUGUACACACGGUGAACUCUUGAUUAACUGGGGAAUGGAUGGGCCCAAAGAUAUAGAAAAAAAAUAACACAGAUAAUGCAAAACUUGUGUAAAUCCGACUAUACAAAAACGCACUUAGUGAGGAAAAAAAGUUUUUGAUCCCCUGCUGAUUUUGUACGUUUGCCCACUGACAAAGAAAUGAUCAGUCUAUAAUUUUAAUGGUAUGUUUAUUUGAACAGUGAGAGACAGAAUAACA